AUGCUGGAGGAAAAUGAAUCCGAUUCAGAAACGGCCAAAAACAAUACGAAACAAGUUCGCAAACGAACUCGAGACAUACCAUCCACGUCUGUACAUGUAACACCUAUCGCGGAUCCAACGUAUAUGGGGCAGUUAAACCCAGCUCAGAUUGAUCUAGAGACCGAAGGGCAUGGGUGUUGCGGAUUUCUGGUCAUUUUUCUUGUAAUCGUCUUUUAUGUGAUACUUUUCCCUUUAACCAUAUGGUUCUCGUUCACUGUGAUCCAAUCGUUUGAACGCGGUGUAGUACUCCGUUUGGGCAAAUUACGGAAGCAGAACGGAACGUUUAUUUUGGGCUCAGGAAUACAAUUUGUUUUGCCUUGUGUGGACACGAUAAUGAAAGUGGACAUGCGAACGAUCACUGUGACUAUUCCGUCCCAGGAUGUACUCACACGUGACUCAGUCACCGUGGGUGUGGACGCUGUGGUCUAUAUGCGUGUAAUUAAUCCGGCCCAAGCAUUGUUGUGUGUUCAGAAUUGGACCUUAUCGACUGAGCUGUUGGCUGUCAGCUCGUUACGAACGGUAAUUGGGAAUCAUCGUUUGGCUGAGUUGCUCUCCUGCCGUGAACAGAUUGAUGCAAGGUUGAAAACACAGUUGGAUGAAGCCACUGGUCCAUGGGGUAUAAAUGUAGAAAGGGUGGAAAUCAAAGACGUUUCACUCCCGCAAGAUAUGCAGCGGGCUAUGGCGGCCGAAGCACAAGCGACCCAAGCUGCUCAGGCCAAAGUGAUCGCAGCCAAAGGUGAGCUAGAUUCGUCUCAAAUGUUGCAGGAAGCAGCCCAACGUAUGUCCACUGCACCGGGGGCGUUGCAACUUCGUUACUUGCAAACUUUGGCCACAAUAGCCACCGAGCGGAAUUCGACCAUAAUUUUCCCCAUACCCAUGGAAUUGUUGAAUGCUCUGAAGCCCAAAAAGCAAUAA
Fasciola hepatica (liver fluke) is the source of this 954-nucleotide messenger RNA. Lineage: Eukaryota; Metazoa; Platyhelminthes; Trematoda; Plagiorchiida; Fasciolidae. The record is from the annotation of a GenBank genome assembly.